ACAUAAAUAGUAGUAGUGUAAGUUGUCGACUUAGUCGAAGCGUUGAUUAUUUACUGGAAACGUGGCACGGCGUUUAUUCAUUUCUGCGAUGAUGAAUUUGAUGGAAAUGGCAACGACUGGCAAGUACGUGGGUCUCGCAAAAAUUUGUCCAGAAGACAAUCCCGUUGAUCUCUUCAGAAUAUGGCGUGACGAAGCGAUAAGAUUCCAAACUGGAUUAGUAGAUGUUUGUUGUCUAGCGACUGUCUCUUCCCCAAAUUGCAAAGUCAGCUCGAGAAAUAUGAUGUUACGAGAAUUCGAUAAUGACGGUUUUGUUAUCAUGACAGACGCACGCAGUCGGAAAGUAAAGGACAUGGAUUGUAAUUCAUAUACUGCUAUGUGCUUUUUGUGGAAUUAUAAGAACGAUUUCAAACAUCAUGUUUUGCGACAGGUGAGGAUAGAGGGAUCGAUGAAAAAACUGGAAAGACCGGCUUGUCAACUUAUAUACGAGAGAGAGCCGUUGCACUGCAAAAUCCGGACCUACCUAUGCCAUCAGGACCAACCGGCUAACUGGGACGAUUUGAAUCGUCGGUAUAAUGAGAUAUUAGUACAAGCAUACAAAGGAGACGACCUACCAAUGCCGGAUCAUGUCGUAGCCUAUAAAUUAUCACCUAAAAUGAUGGAAUUUUAUCACUCGUGGGACCAAUUAAUCGCCGAUCGAAUACAUUACAAAAAGGACGAGAGCAAGAAUCGUUGGGAUUAUCAAAGAAUAGCAGCGUAAUUUUGUAUAAUUGCGUGUGUUCGCUCAAAUUACUCUAUUUUUGUUAGAUCUGAUCUGAUAGACUUAUUUGUUGUUUAAGAUUCGGAGUUAUUCGGUGAUUUUUAUAAUCGUAUUUAUAAUACUCAUAAUUUACUAUUUCUAAUUGCAGUAAAAUAAAUUUUACUGAAAAACACGAUAAAAAUUUAAAACUUAUAUUUUUGUAGUUAAAAUAUUAUUAUA
Molecule: messenger RNA, 976 nt
Organism: Temnothorax curvispinosus
Lineage: Eukaryota; Metazoa; Arthropoda; Insecta; Hymenoptera; Formicidae
Product: pyridoxine/pyridoxamine 5'-phosphate oxidase-like
Exons: 6
Coding region: 89-757 (222 amino acids)
Biological process (GO): pyridoxal 5'-phosphate biosynthetic process; pyridoxine biosynthetic process
Molecular function (GO): FMN binding; pyridoxamine phosphate oxidase activity
Source: RefSeq, a predicted model, not a curated record